AAUCUAUUCGUAUUUGAGUCGAUCGAGGAAGAGUAAAUACGAUCAUCUACUGGGCUCCAUAACAACCACGGGCCCAUACUGAUCCACCCCCGAGGGCAAUCCCUAUCCAUCCUGUUCCCGUCAGAUAAAAUUUGGCAGCCCUGCGCCUGCGGUGUGGGCGACCAACAACCCUCGUCACCACAGGCUGCUGCUGUCGUUGCAUCUCCUCGCCUCCUCCACCCCCACCGGAUUCCCUCGGAGGAAAUGUCGGACUCGGAGGAGCAUCACUUCGAGUCCAAGGCCGACGCAGGCGCCUCCAAGACCUACCCGCAGCAGGCCGGCACCAUCCGCAAGAACGGAUACAUCGUCAUCAAGAAUCGUCCUUGCAAGGUUGUUGAGGUCUCCACCUCCAAGACUGGGAAGCAUGGCCAUGCCAAGUGCCACUUUGUCGGCAUUGACAUUUUCAAUGGAAAGAAGCUUGAGGAUAUUGUUCCUUCAUCCCACAACUGUGACGUCCCACAUGUUGCUCGCACUGAAUAUCAGCUGAUUGACAUUUCUGAAGAUGGAUUUGUCAGCCUUUUGACCGAGAGUGGCAACACUAAGGAUGACCUGAAGCUUCCCACUGAUGAAGUUCUGCAGGCCCAGAUCAAGAAUGGAUUGAAUGAAGAAGGAAAGGAUAUGAUCCUGACUGUGAUGUCCGCCAUGGGGGAAGAACAGAUCUGUGCUGUCAAGGAGAUUGGGGGCAAGAGCUAAGCUGAUUUGCUCCUGCGGUUCGCUUGCGAUACUUGCUGUCUAGUCCUGAGUGUUGAGAACCUGAGUUGAGAUAAAGUGACUUUGUUUUAUUUUACCCCUGAAUUCUUGGCAAGGUGUUCCUUAGUACUUGGUUAUCGAUUCCUGGUAUCCUUUUGAACUGAAUGGAUGGUGUAACUCUGGUUGAGAUAAAGUGAACCUUUUAAGUUAUCUGAGUUGCCAAGAACCUGAGUUGAGAUAAAGUGAGCCUUUAAGUUAUCUGUCGAUGAAGUGACUUUGGUUUAUUUUA
Phragmites australis (common reed) is the source of this 1018-nucleotide messenger RNA. Its product is annotated as eukaryotic translation initiation factor 5A-like. Gene Ontology annotation, molecular function: ribosome binding; translation elongation factor activity; RNA binding. The transcript has 6 exons. Bases 244 to 732 code for a protein of 162 amino acids. Gene Ontology annotation, biological process: positive regulation of translational elongation; positive regulation of translational termination. The record is from RefSeq and is a predicted model, not a curated record. NCBI's taxonomy places the organism in Eukaryota, Viridiplantae, Streptophyta, Magnoliopsida, Poales, Poaceae.